Helianthus annuus (common sunflower) is the source of this 1574-nucleotide messenger RNA. RefSeq names its product putative clathrin assembly protein At1g03050. NCBI's taxonomy places the organism in Eukaryota, Viridiplantae, Streptophyta, Magnoliopsida, Asterales, Asteraceae. The record is from RefSeq and is a predicted model, not a curated record. Gene Ontology annotation, cellular component: clathrin-coated vesicle; clathrin-coated pit. The transcript has a single exon. Gene Ontology annotation, biological process: clathrin coat assembly; clathrin-dependent endocytosis; vesicle budding from membrane. Gene Ontology annotation, molecular function: 1-phosphatidylinositol binding; clathrin heavy chain binding; SNARE binding. The coding region runs from base 48 to 1358 and encodes 436 amino acids.
CCCACUUUUGUGUUUCAACUUUCAUUAGUGACCAAACACAAAACACCAUGCAUAAGCGGUUUCAGCGAGCGUACACAUCGAUUAAGGAAAACACAUUCGUAGGCUGUGCGAAAAUCGCGACAGUUGGGGGUUUUUGCGACAUAGAUUUGAUUAUCGUAAAAGCGACUUCUCCAGACGACAUACCUCUCCGCGAUCGGUAUGUCCUCCAACUAUUAAAAAUAUUUUCGGUUUCGCCACCAUCUUACCGCACUUUUGCGACGAGUUUUUCACGACGAUUUAGCAAGACAAAAUGCUGGAGAGUUGCUUUAAAAUGUUUAAUUCUUCUCCACCGUUUGCUUCGAGCAUUGCCUUAUAAUAGCCCGUUUCGAACCGAGCUUCUAUGGACCCGUUCCAACGGUUACUUGUCGCUAGAUCCGUGCCCCUUUCGCGACACUUCCUCGUCUAAUUCCCAUGAUUACACACAUUUCAUUUCAUCUUAUGCUAAUCUCCUCAAUGAAGCAUUAGACUGUCUCACAGUCGAUUGCGUAGACGCAUAUAUCGAUCCUGAGGAAUCAACCGACGAUGAAAACGAUGAAGAACACGAAACCCUAAUCCCAACAUAUCCCGACAAAAUGAAACUCGUCUCCGAAAAAUUAGAGAUCUUACCACAACUUCAAACCCUAAUCGACCGCGUAAUCGACUGCAAGCCAAAAGGGGCAGCUGCAAGAAGCUUUCUUAUACAAUGUGCACUCAAAUACAUCAUUCGUGACAGCUUCUUUUGCUACAACAACUACCGUUGCGAAAUAGUUUCAGUAUUAGAUCAUCUAAUUCAACUCCCCUACAGAAGCUGCAUGACUGCUUUUGGUGUAUACAAGAAAGCCGCAGUUCAAGCCGAUCAUCUAUCCGAAUUCUACGACUGGUGUAAAUCAGUCGGGCUUUGCGGAUCCUACGAAUACCCAUUUGUUGAUCGGAUCCCAGAGAUCCAAAUACAAGCUCUAGAGAGUUUUCUUGACGGUAUGUGGCAGUUAACAGAAUCUUCAUCUUCAUCUCCAAUGGCAUCCACUGUUGAAUCUUCAUCAAGUUCAUUGGAAGAUGAGAAGCCACUUAUUAGGUUUAAUAAUUGGGUACAGUUUGAUGAUGAAGAAAAGAAUGAAGAACAUGCAUUGAUAACAUUUGCGACGAAUGAUAAUAAUAAUGUUAUGACUUGGGAAGUGUUGUUGGAAGCUUCGGUGAUUCUUGCACCUCUUUUGGUUUCUGAUAAUUAUUUCUACUUUCAGGCUGAUAGUGAUGGGGGAUCAUCUAGUGAUUUGAAUGAGGAAAAUGGUGAUGAUUUGAGGAUUCAAGUGUAUAAUCCUUAUGUGGUCAACCCAUUUCACUAAUCGGAUAAUACAUAUAAUGGUUUUGCUGUAUCAAAUGCUACGAUACUUUUAUAGGGUUUUCUCGAGAAGUAUUCAAUUUGUUUGUUAUAUAAAGAUUGUGAGAUUUCUAUGAGGAUGUAUGAACCUAAAAACUUUUGAUCAACAUAUAUGGAAAAUAUACAUGAAAACGUAUGAUAUUAUAGUUGAAUAAAUAAACACUCUUUUAAUAUGGGUUUU